Cotesia congregata is the source of this 273-nucleotide messenger RNA. NCBI's taxonomy places the organism in Eukaryota, Metazoa, Arthropoda, Insecta, Hymenoptera, Braconidae. The record is from the annotation of a GenBank genome assembly.
AUGUCGAGUACUUCGCAAAAGCAUAAGAACUUCGUAGCCGAGCCGAUGGGAGAAAAACCAGUCACAGAUUUAGCUGGUGUCGGUGAAACUUUGGCAAGGCGGUUAGAAGCUGCCGGCUUUGAUAAGGCGUACGUGGUGCUAGGACAGUACUUGGUGCUGAAGAAAGAUAAAGAGCUGUUCCAAGAAUGGAUGAAGGACGUCUGCUCAGCUAAUUCCAAACAGUCCAACGAUUGUUACCAGUGCCUUAACGACUGGUGUGAUGAAUUUUUGUAA